UAUAAAAUGUAUAUAUAUUGUAAACGAAAUAAAUAUAUUUUAACUAGAGUUUACGGAAGAAAUAAUAAAGGACAUAUUACUAUAAGAAAUAAACAAGGAUUAUUUAUUAAAAAUAUUCAAUUAAAAAAUAUAAAUUAUAAUUAUAUUUUUAAAAAAAAUAUAUUAAAUUUUAAUAAUAAAAUACUUAAAGUACAAAUUAUUAAAAAAGUAAUAGAUAUUAAAUUACAAAGAUAUAUUUAUAAAGUAAUAUGUUUAAAUAGUAUUUUACAAACUCAAUAUAAAUAUUUUCCAAUUACAAAAAAUACAAAAGAAGGAGAUAUUAUAUAUAUAGGAUAUACAAUUCCUUUAAAAUUUGGUAAUAUUAUGCCUAUAAAAAAUAUACUUUGCGGCAGUUGAAUUCAUAAUAUUGAGCAUUUACCUACUAAAGGAGCAAUUUUUGUUAAAAAUUCUAAAAUUAGUGCCUUUUUAAUUUAUAUAGGAAAAAAGUAUGCUACAAUUAAAUUACCUUCAGGUGAAAUUAGAUUAUUAGAUAAAAAUGUUUUUUGUAUUUUAGGGGAACUUAAUUUAAUAUUACUUAAUUUAAAAAAAAUUAAGGCUGGAGAUUCUAGAAAUUUAGGAAAACGUCCUAAAGUUCGUGGAGUUGCUAUGAAUGCAUGCGAUCAUCCUCAUGGAGGAGGAGAAGGAAAAAAUUCUAUAGGUCGUUGUUCUGCAUAUUCACCUUGGGGAGUUAUUUCACGAGGUGUUAAAACUAGAAAAAAUAAUAAAUAUAGUAUGAAAUUAAUUUUAAAAAAAUAG
Messenger RNA from Cyclospora cayetanensis, 795 nucleotides. RefSeq names its product 50S ribosomal protein L2, apicoplast-like. The record is from RefSeq and is a predicted model, not a curated record. Lineage: Eukaryota; Apicomplexa; Conoidasida; Eucoccidiorida; Eimeriidae. The annotation marks the transcript as partial. The transcript has a single exon. Gene Ontology annotation, cellular component: ribosome. Gene Ontology annotation, molecular function: structural constituent of ribosome; RNA binding. Gene Ontology annotation, biological process: cytoplasmic translation.